Scedosporium apiospermum is the source of this 4065-nucleotide messenger RNA. Its product is annotated as Leptomycin B resistance protein pmd1. Gene Ontology annotation, biological process: transmembrane transport. The record is from RefSeq and is a predicted model, not a curated record. Gene Ontology annotation, molecular function: ATP hydrolysis activity; ABC-type transporter activity; ATP binding. NCBI's taxonomy places the organism in Eukaryota, Fungi, Ascomycota, Sordariomycetes, Microascales, Microascaceae. Gene Ontology annotation, cellular component: membrane. The coding region runs from base 1 to 4065 and encodes 1354 amino acids. The transcript has 5 exons.
AUGGCGACCGACCCCGAAAAGGGUGUCGAACCCAGACCCGAUUCGGGCUCCCGCUCGAGUCGCGACGGCUCUACCACCACCGAUGUGAACCCCCCUUCGAAGAACCAGAACGACGAAGCUUCUAAGCCAGUCGCCGCCACCCCUCCUCGCGAAAAGACCUCGGCUGAGCACCUCGAUCUGAAAAAGGUCGAUACGCGCCUCGUCGAGAAGAGGGAAGACAACCCCGACGACGUGUACGCCCACCUGCCUCCCAAUGAAGCCGAAAUCCUCAAGCGCCAGGUCGUCACUCCCGACGUCAAGGCUGGUGUCGCCGCCCUGUACCGCUACUCCUCGAAGCCCGAUCUGGCCAUCAUGGCCGUUUCCGCGCUCGCUGCCAUUGCUUCGGGUGCUGCGCUGCCUCUCAUGACCGUGCUCUUUGGUAGCUUGCAGGGAACCUUCCAGGACUAUUUCACUCCCGGAACCUCGAUGACCUAUGACGACUUCAUGGAUGAAAUUGUCAAGCUUAUUCUGUACUUUAUCUACCUUGCUGUCGGUGAAUUUGUCUGCGUCUAUAUUUCCACUGUCGGUUUCAUCUACACUGGUGAGCACAUCAGCGCCAAGAUUCGUGAGCAUUAUCUUGCAAGUUGCAUGAGGCAGAAUAUCGGUUUUUUCGACAAGCUCGGUGCUGGUGAGGUUACUACCAGGAUCACUGCCGAUACCAACCUCAUCCAAGAUGGUAUUUCUGAGAAGGUUGGCCUUACCCUCAUGGCCAUUGCCACCUUUAUCUCGGCCUUUGUUAUUGGCUUCAUCAAGUACUGGAAACUCACCCUCAUUCUCUUUUCCACUGUCGUCGCCCUUGUUCUCAACAUGGGUGGUGGCUCGAAAUUCAUCCUGAAGUACAGCAAGCAGUCCCUGGACGCUUAUGCCGAAGGUGGAAGUCUUGCCGAGGAGGUCAUCAGCUCUGUCCGAAAUGCCAUCGCUUUUGGUACUCAGGAACGUUUGGCGAAACAGUACGACAGCCAUUUGGCCCGUGCCGAGUUCUUCGGUUUCAAGGUCAAGGGCGCCAUCGGUGUCAUGGUUGCCGGCAUGAUGUUGAUUCUCUACCUCAACUAUGGUCUCGCUUUCUGGAUGGGUUCCAAGUUCAUUGUCGAUGGUGAAUCGAAGCUUUCUAGUAUCUUGACCAUCAUGUUGGCCGUCAUGAUUGGCGCCUUCAAUAUCGGAAACGUCGCGCCGAACAUCCAGGCUUUCACCACUGCCCUCGGUGCCGCUGCCAAGAUUUUCAACACCAUUGAUCGUGUGUCGCCUCUCGACCCCACCAGCGACGAGGGUGAGAAGCCCGAGAAGGUUGAGGGUACCAUCACCCUCCAGAACAUCAAGCACAUCUACCCUUCGCGGCCCGAAGUCGUCGUCAUGGAUGGUGUUUCCUUGACUAUUCCCGCCGGAAAGACGACGGCUCUUGUCGGCGCCUCUGGUUCCGGCAAAUCAACCAUUGUCGGUCUCGUCGAACGUUUCUAUGAUCCCGUCGAGGGCGCCGUCUUGAUUGAUGGCAAAGACGUCAAAACCCUCAACCUCCGAUGGCUUCGCCAGCAGAUCUCUCUCGUCCAGCAGGAGCCCACUCUCUUCGGUACCACCAUCUUCCACAAUAUCCGAUACGGCCUCAUCGGUACCGGGUUCGAACACGAUACCGAGGAGAAGCAGCGAGAACUUAUCAUCGAGGCCGCCAAGAAGGCGAAUGCUCACGAUUUCAUUUCGGCCCUUCCUGAGGGUUAUGAAACCAAUGUCGGCGAACGCGGAUUCUUGCUUUCUGGUGGUCAGAAGCAGCGUAUUGCCAUCGCUCGAGCUAUUGUUUCUGAUCCUAAGAUUCUUCUCCUUGAUGAGGCUACCUCUGCCCUUGACACCAAGUCCGAGGGUGUUGUUCAAGCUGCCCUCGAAGCCGCCGCUGAAGGCCGUACCACAAUCACCAUUGCCCACCGUCUCUCCACCAUCAAGGAUGCCCAUAGCAUCGUUGUAAUGUCCGAGGGUAAAAUAAUCGAACAAGGAACCCACAACGACUUGCUUGAGCGCCGCGGUGCCUACUACAACCUCGUGUCUGCCCAGAACAUUUCCGCGGUUCCGGAUCUAACCCCCGAGGAGGAGGAUGCUAUCGAGGCGAAGGAGGCCGAGCUCACACGUGAGCUGUCGAAUAAGAAUGGAGGACCUACCGCCGACCCUGAUGACAAUUUCGAUAAGCUCCACAGAACGGCCACGAGCAAGUCUGCCUCCAGCCUUGCGCUCCAGGGCAAGGGUGGAUCGGAGGAGGAGAAGAAGUACGGCUUGUGGACUCUAAUCAAACUUAUCGCCUCGUUCAACAAGCGCGAGAAGUUCCUUAUGGCCAUCGCCUUCGCCUUCACCGUCAUUUGUGGUGGUGGUAACCCGACGCAAGCCCUCUUCUUCGCCAAAGAAAUUGUCACCUUGUCCGUGCCCAUUACCGAUGCCAACAGGCACCAGGUCAAGAAGGAUUCCGACUUCUGGAGUGCCAUGUACCUCAUGCUCGCCUUUGUGCAGUUCAUCGCCUUCGCCGUCCAAGGUGUCAUCUUCGCCAAGUGCUCCGAGAGGCUCGUCCACCGAGUUCGCGACAGGGCUUUCCGAAGCAUGCUUCGCCAAGACGUUGCCUUCUUCGAUAGGGAUGAGAACACGGCUGGUGCUUUGACGUCUUUCCUGUCUACCGAGACGACCCACGUCGCCGGUCUUAGCGGUGUCACUCUUGGUACCCUUCUCAUGGUCUGCACUACACUGGUCGCAGCACUAGCGCUCUCCAUCUCUAUUGGCUGGAAGCUGUCUCUCGUGUGCGCUUCUACCAUCCCUGUCCUCCUCGGGUGCGGUUUCUUCCGUUUCUGGAUGCUCGCGCACUUCCAACGACGAUCGAAGAGGGCGUACGCCGACUCGGCCAGCUACGCCUCUGAAGCCAUCUCGGCUAUCCGUACUGUCGCUUCGCUCACGCGAGAGGCCGACGUCCUCGCGCAGUAUAAGGCGUCCCUCGACCGCCAGCAGCGUGCUAGCUUGAUCUCGGUGCUUAAGUCUAGUCUGCUCUACGCCGCGUCGCAGUCUUUCACGUUCCUGGCCCUCGCGCUCGGUUUCUGGUACGGAGGAACGCUCAUCGCCAAGUUCGAGUACGACAUGUUCAAGUUCUUCCUGUGCUUCUCCGCUGUCAUCUUCGGCGCUCAGUCUGCUGGCUCCAUCUUCUCGUUUGCGCCCGAUAUGGGCAAGGCGCAUCACGCCGCGGCCGAGCUCAAGACUCUCUUCGACCGCAAGCCCGAGAUCGAUACGUGGUCGGAUAAGGGAGUGGCUGUUGACUCCGUCGAGGGCGCCAUCGAGUUCCGAGAUGUGCACUUCCGCUAUCCCACGCGCCCCGAACAGCCCGUUCUUCGCGGUCUCAACCUCGACGUCCAGCCGGGCCAGUACGUGGCCCUCGUCGGUGCCUCCGGCUGCGGCAAGAGUACCACUGUCGCGCUCCUCGAGCGUUUCUACGACCCGCUCGCCGGCGGCAUCUACGUUGACGGCAAGGAGAUUAGCACUCUCAACGUCACGCAAUACCGCUCGUACAUCGCGCUCGUCAGCCAAGAACCCACACUCUAUCAAGGCACGAUCCGCGACAACAUCCUCCUCGGCUCCCCCCGCGACGACGUCUCCGACGAAGCCAUCGAGCACGCCUGCCGCGAGGCCAACAUCUUCGACUUUAUCAUGUCCCUCCCCGAAGGGUUCAACACGCUCGUGGGCUCCAAGGGCGCGCUCCUCUCCGGAGGCCAGAAACAGCGCAUCGCCAUCGCCCGCGCGCUCAUCCGCGACCCGCGCAUCCUGCUCCUCGAUGAGGCCACCUCGGCCCUCGACUCGGAGAGCGAGCAUGUCGUGCAGGCGGCGCUCGACAAGGCUGCCAAGGGCCGAACGACGAUUGCGGUCGCGCAUAGGUUGAGCACGAUUCAGAAGGCGGAUGUGAUUUAUGUGUUUGACCAGGGGAGGAUCGUGGAGAGGGGAACGCAUACGGAGUUGAUGGUGCAUAAUGGGCGGUAUGCCGAGUUGGUGAACUUGCAGAGCUUGGAGAAGAGGUGA